AUGGCCUCCCGAUCUCGCACCCUCCAGCUAGGAGGACAAGCUCUCCACAGCAGCUUAAACAGCAGCCACUUUAGCCGACCAUUCUCCUCCUUCUUCUCCCCCUCCACUCUGACCUUCUUCAACCCUACAACUACCAUUACGAACCCCGCACCCCGCAUCUCCAACAACUUCUUUACUCAGCAAAGAAUCAGAACAAUGGCUACCACCGCUACCACCGGAAAGAAGAUUGAGUGGCUCGUUGUCGUGCCGGACUUUGAGGGCGUUGGUGAGAAGAGGUUGGAGGUUCGCCCCAAAACGCUAACAUACCUCCCCCCCAAAGGCGCCGUACUCUCCGAGCCCCCCACCUCCGACGACCCCAAGACCUUCAAGUUUGCCGGCUCCACCAUCGUCUUGCUCGCCGAGAGCCGCGAGGAGGUGAUCGAGAUUCUUAAGGGGGACGUUUAUGCCCAGAAGGGAGUUUGGGAUGUUGAGAAGGCUCAGAUGUGGCCCUUCAAGUGCGCCUUCCGCUUCCCUGUUCCUGGUCAGACGUUCCAGCAGAAGCAGUAG
Sordaria macrospora k-hell is the source of this 546-nucleotide messenger RNA. Lineage: Eukaryota; Fungi; Ascomycota; Sordariomycetes; Sordariales; Sordariaceae. The record is from RefSeq and is a predicted model, not a curated record.